AUGGGAAAUUGUUUACGCCGUGAAUCGUCUAUGCAAUGGGGCGGCGAAGACUGGGGCUCACCGGUGCCGGACCGUUUUUACUCUACUAAUACAAGACAUGGAAGCAGCAGGCACGACAAGGUCAUGUACGUAGAAGAGGAGGAGCUUCAUGGAGACGACAAACGCUUAUUAACGUCUUCAACCUCGUCGAGUACAGAAGUAAAGAUCAAGAUUACAAAGAAACAGCUUGAGGAGUUACUGGGUAGGGUUGACAUGAAAGAAUUAUCAGUAAAACAAGUUUUGGCUCAGUUGAUGAUAGAAGUCGGCUCCGAUCGAUGUGAGUCGCAUCAACGGUCGUGGAGGCCUAAUCUGCAGAGUAUUCCUGAGUGA
Hevea brasiliensis (rubber tree) is the source of this 369-nucleotide messenger RNA. RefSeq lists its product as uncharacterized. Lineage: Eukaryota; Viridiplantae; Streptophyta; Magnoliopsida; Malpighiales; Euphorbiaceae. The record is from RefSeq and is a predicted model, not a curated record. The transcript has a single exon. The coding region runs from base 1 to 369 and encodes 122 amino acids.